Molecule: messenger RNA, 1412 nt
Organism: Miniopterus natalensis
Lineage: Eukaryota; Metazoa; Chordata; Mammalia; Chiroptera; Miniopteridae
Gene: RELL2
Product: RELT like 2
Biological process (GO): positive regulation of p38MAPK cascade; positive regulation of cell-substrate adhesion
Source: RefSeq, a predicted model, not a curated record
AUGUCGGAACCACAGCCUGACCUGGAGCCACCCCAACAUGGGCUGUACAUGCUCUUCCUGCUUGUGCUGGUCUUCUUCCUCAUGGGCCUCGUAGGCUUCAUGAUCUGCCACGUGCUCAAGAAGAAGGGCUACCGCUGCCGCACAUCCAGGGGCUCGGAGCCUGAUGACACCCAGCUCCAGCCCCCUGAGGACGAUGACAUGAAUGAGGACACAGUAGAAAGGAUUGUUCGCUGCAUCAUCCAAAACGAAGCCAAUGCUGAGGCCCUGAAGGAGAUGCUGGGGGACAGUGAAGGAGAAGGGACAGUACAGCUGUCCAGUGUGGAUGCCACUUCCAGCCUGCAGGAUGGAGCCCCCUCCCAUCAUCACACAGUGCACCUGGGCUCUGCAGCCCCUUGCAUCCACUGCAGCCGCAACAAGAGGCCCCCACUUGUCCGUCAGGGACGCUCCAAGGAAGGAAAGAGCCGCCCCCGGCCUGGGGAGACCACUGUGUUCUCUGUGGGAAGGUUCCGGGUGACACACAUUGAGAAGCGCUAUGGGCUGCAUGAGCAUCAUGAUGGUUCCCCCACGGACAGGAGCUGGGGGUCUAGCGGGGGACAGGACCCAGGGGGCAGUCAAGGGUCUGGGGGAGGGCAGUCCAGGGCAGGGAUGCCAGCCAUUGAGAGCCUGCCCCCUGAGAGGCCACAGCCCCAGGCCCUCACCAGCCCCCCAGUGCAGAAUGGAGGACCCAGGGACAGCAGCCUGGUCCCUUGUGCACUUGGGGGGAACCCUGGAGCCUCUGCAGAGCCGAUGCUGGGGGCUGAAGGGAGGGGCACAAGCCCAGGGAUGACCAGUCAAGAAACAAAUGGACAGCCAAGCAAACUGGACACCUCAGAUCACCAGGUGUCUCCUGCACGGGGAGCAAAGGGUAUGUGAGGUGAGUGUGCCUGGGCUCCAAGUCAGAUAAUGUCAUCCUCCCACCCUCUGCUUACACUACUUAAGCCCACUGGUUGGCUCCCUGUACCCCAGGUUUAGCCUUUGAUGCAUAUUCUUUGGUUUGGUGUGGGGAGCAGGCAUGUGCUCCAGAGGAUAGGGAAAGUCCUGCAGCCCCCAGGGAAAAGCUGGAAUAGCGCUUGACUAGGAGACAACACUAUUACUCUUCCUCUCCUCCAAGCCUCCUCUUCAUUGCUGAAGAACUACCAGCUUGCAGAGCCAGGGUGUGGGUGGCUAUGAAGCCCCUCCUUUCCACUGCACAGCACUGCCCCCCAGCUGAGGGACCAGCCCUACUUCUACCUGGAGUCGCACGGUCUCAGGCUGGGGGACCUUGGGAGAAGACCCCAACUCCCACCCCUGGCCCUCAAGCUUCCUCUUCCCCUGCCUGCCAACAGGCUGCCUGACCCACCUUCCCCAUCACCUCGCUCCAUAUGCUAGAGCGC